AUGUCACCAUGUUCAUUGCCGACACGGUCAUGGCGACGCUGCUUCCACGACUACUUUGUCACGCACCUGCCGCAAUCGUCGCUGCACCCGGACUCGAACCACAAACUGCCUCGCGACGUCGCCGCCCCUCACGACAAGCCGUCCGGUAGACAGCCCGCCGUCCUAUCUGCCGCACGCCGCGACACGACCGUCGUGCGCAUUCCCCUCAAGUCGGCAAAGCACCACUAUGGAGCCACCUGCUUGCGAGGCGGUCGCCCGCACAACGAAGACACGCACCAGGCCGGCACCAUCGAGAUACCCGCCUUUGCCAAACGCCAACCUGUCAGCUUGACCCGCGCAAACAAAGCCCUGCAAGAGACUGGCGCUGCCAGUGAGAGCGGCGACCCUCAGGUCUUCUACUUUGGUGUCUUUGAUGGUCAUGGCGGCGCUCAAUGUUCCGAGUUCUUGAAAGACCGAUUACACACAUAUCUGGAGGACUCGGCCAUCAAGUUCCACAUGGAAAGCAGUCUUCAAGACCCCAAAUAUACCGAUAUUGGUCACAACCAAGUCCAUGACCUGCAACGUAACCUGGUCAACACUUGGAAAGAUACCGUGGGCGGCUACUUUCGACGCUUCCGCCCUCAGUACUUCAGCAUCUUCAAGCCUACCGCCAGCACUGACGAGCAGCCCACUGCCGUCAACUCAAUCCAAGCUACCUUGAUGUAUGCUUUCCUCCACGCCGACAUGGACUUCACUGCAGCCCAAGCGUCCAAGCAUUCGCCAUCUCUUCCCGCCUCUACAGAUGAUCCUGUCUUAAGUGACCGGCCUCUCAACGACAACGACAUCCUCUCCUCUCCCGCCAGGCCUGCUUCACAGAAUCUCUCCAACGUCCUCAACCGCCCUAUAGGCGGACAUACCCGCUUCCAGGGUGGCUCUACAGCCUCAAUAGCCUUGAUUUCCACGCCAACACCAACUCCCUUCUGGAACCCGGCAUCUCCAGCUACAAUCGUGACAGCACACUGCGGCGACACUCGUAUUCUGCUCUGUCGUGUGAGCGACGGCAAAGCAGUACCAUUGACCACGAACCACCAUCCAUCCACUCCAGUCGAAGCAACUCGUCUCCGUCGCUUUGCCGCAACCUUCGUGACCGACAGUUUCGGCGAAGAGCGUAUUCUCGGCCUUGCAAACACCAGGUCCUUUGGCGAUAUCAGCUCCAAACGCAUAGGUGUAUCUGCAGAACCAGAAAUCCGCAUGACCCAUAUGGAGCCCAGUGAAUACAGCUUCCUGGUUCUCGUCUCGGAUGGCGUGACAGCAUCACUCGAAGACCAGGAGAUUGUCGAUGUUGUCAAAGAAGCAAAGACACCAGAAGCUGCUUCCAAAGAAUUGGCGACGUUUGCCACUGAAAUUGCUGGCGUCAGAUCUGACAAUGCUACUGCUAUAGUCGUACGCCUGGGUGGCUGGGAACGUAGGGUCGAAGGUGGCGGCGGUAGUAUCGGGACCAAGGAGGUGCGAGACUGGAAAAAGGUACAAGCCGAUGAUCCCAGGGCAAGCAGGCGGUAG
Molecule: messenger RNA, 1539 nt
Organism: Aureobasidium melanogenum CBS 110374
Lineage: Eukaryota; Fungi; Ascomycota; Dothideomycetes; Dothideales; Saccotheciaceae
Product: protein serine/threonine phosphatase 2C
Exons: 2
Coding region: 1-1539 (512 amino acids)
Biological process (GO): protein dephosphorylation
Molecular function (GO): cation binding; protein serine/threonine phosphatase activity
Source: RefSeq, a predicted model, not a curated record